AAUUAAAAAAUUAUGAUAAAAUAACAAAUAAUUUUCCAGGUGGAUUACAUCAAUUUGUUCGUAUUGUAUCAUUAUAUGAUGAACAUUCUUUUGAACAUGAAUUUUUUCUUCGAAUUUCUCAAUCAUUUCCAUAUAUGGAAAAGUUAACUGUAAUUAAUCGAACACAACAAAUUAAUAAACAAUGUAGAAAAUCAAAAAAUCAAAAUCAAAAAUUUUCAAUUAUUAAAUAUCCUAAUCUUAUCGAACUUGACCUUCAUCGAACUCACAAAGAUUAUCAUAGACAAUUUUUAUUUGAUAUUAUAACAUGCUUACCAGAUAAUGGUUAUGUUUGUAUGGAUUAUCGACUAACGAAAAAAGUAACACAUAAUUUCAGAAGAAAUAUUACACGAAAUAAUUGUUCGAAAAUAGGCAACGUAUUUUUUUAUUAUAAAUCAAAAUUUCCUGAACAUUUAAAAGACUAUUUUCCACGUGCACGUAUAGCUUGA
Molecule: messenger RNA, 485 nt
Organism: Rotaria sordida
Lineage: Eukaryota; Metazoa; Rotifera; Eurotatoria; Philodinida; Philodinidae
Source: the annotation of a GenBank genome assembly